AUGUGGGAGAGGCUCACAAAUCACGCCGUCACAGGGGUGGUCUCCUAUCUCGCUAGGUGCCCGCAGGUGCCAUCGUGUCCCGCCUGUCCCGUGUGCUCGUUGGCGUGCGGGUCGCCAGCUCCUUGCCUUGGGUGCUCGCUGCAGUGCCCGGCGAUCCCGCCGUGCGCGGAGGUCGCCCCGGCGGUGUGCCCUUCGCCGCCGCCCUGCCCGACGCCGGCGUGCCCGACGUGUGGGGCGUGCCCCGCGCCAGAGGCCGCGCCCGCGCCCGCGGGGCCGGAGGUGGCGGCGCCUUCGGCGGCGGCCGUGCUGGUGAGCGACGUCGCCAUCGACCUGCGCUCCCUGGCCGCGGGCCUGGUGGGCGGCGCUGUGGGCUUCCUGCUCGCCGCUGCGUGCGUCGGCUUCUGCUGUGUCGUGCUGCGGAAGGCUGACCGCGUGAACUACACGGCGGACAGCGAUCCACACACCGUCGUGUUGGCCAACAAUGCUGAGGUGCAGGCGGCACGUUUCGGUGCCUUCGACCCGUCGCCUCCAGGGAUCGCGGGCGUCCAGGUUCAUCGAUCGAGGGCCGAGCCGACGGAUUCGGAGCUGGCCCAGUGCACUUUGGAGGCGGAGCAGAUCGCCACAGCGGAGUGCUGCACCAGGGCUGCGGCCAUCGGCGACCUUGGCCUGCCCACCAACCUGCGGUCGUUGGUCGGGCCAGGUGACCCUGCUGGGGUGCGAGGGGCAGCCGCCUGCGAGGGUGGAUAUCGGAUUGGCGAUGUGGUGCUUGGGCGCGAGGCCCCUGCAGCUCGAGUCCUGGAUCGGGACAUGCAUGUGCUGCCAGACGGCCAGGGCUUGCUCGUGGAGCUGGGGCCGCCGGCCGCUCCCGAGACCUUCUUGCGUGAAGCUGUUGAUGCGGACACCAGGAUCUUGCCCAUUGUUCGAGAUGGGAGAGGUCGAGGCGGCGUCCCGGGCCACAAGACUGAGGAGAUGACCAGCCAGGAGGAUUUCGGCUCGGACGGGACGCUGCCGUGCCCGAGGACGGCUGCGGGGUGCAUGAGCUACCUGCAGUGGGAGGGGCUCUGCAGCAGCAUAGAGGGCCAUCACGAGCACUUGGCGCAGGUCGGUAGGCUCGCCACCACGGAUUGGGGAGUUCAAGUACACUGCGAGCUGUGUCAGCAUAUCAGAGCGGCCACCAGUCAGGACCUCCUAGAAGGGGCUAACCUCAUCAGCAUUGAGAUGAAGGUUGGGAGGCCUCAGACCUUCGAGUUUGCCCACUGGGACAAGGCCGUAGGCGCCGAGAGCAAAGGCGUCGGUGGCAAGAUGGGUCUGAAGGGGCAGGCCGCUGUCUCGGGGUUUUCACGUUCAACUUCGUCGGUGAUGGUAUCUCCAGGAGUGAUCGAGCAGGUCCACGGUGGCUUCGAGAAGGAGGCGAUGCUACACAAGAGUUUGCGCCUGGGCCGCGAGGAGCGGGAGUCCAUGCGCGAAAAUGAUGUCCGCGUCAUUGGCAGGCGUCGGCCCCGGGACAUCUUGCCGCUGCCCUAUCCCUCGUUCAAAGAGCCGCUGGAUAAGGCUUCCAUCAAGGAGCUCGCCCGAGCAGUCGCCCCUCGGGAGUUACGACCCCGCGCUCCCGAGCCCCUGGGCGCGCGGCUUGCGACGGGCGACGCCUUUGGUAUGCUCGAGAUGGCGGCGGACGACUCGCUCCUGACGGUGGAGGGCGCCGACCUGAAGGACGCCUUCUACCACUUUGAGCUCCCCGAGCAGCUCCGUCCCUGUUUCAGCCUGCGACCUGUGCGCGCGGGCGUCCUGGGCAUCAAGGAGGUCGGCGGGGUCGCUGUCGGAGCCUCCACCAAGCUCUACCCGCGCCUCGGGGUCGUGCCCAUGGGUUGGUCCUGGGCAAUGUGGUGGUGUCAAUCGGUGAUGGAGCGAGUGGCAGAGGCAGCAGGCCGUGGUGAUGACGCACGACUUCGAGAUGGCAGGCCCGCUCCCUUGCUGGACCCAUCGUGUCACCUGGAGUACGUCGACAACUUCGUGGGCAUCGGCUACGACGCGGAGGCGGUUCGGUCCGCCGUGGCCCGUGUCAUGACGGAGCUCAAGCGCCGGGGCUUGGUGGUGACCAGGGGGGAGCACCUCGGUGACAGCGAGGGCGAGUAUGCGGUACUGGGUUGGUCCAUCACUGCGGCGGGGCGUCUCUCGGCUUCUGCUUCGAGAUUGUGGAGGGUGCGGUUAGCGGUGCGUGGUCUUCUGCGCCGUGGUCGUGCCAGUGGUCGUGACCUCGAGCGCGUGCUGGGCCACAUCAUGUUCGUCGCUCUCGUUCGGCGUGAGGGCUUAAGCAUCUUCGAGGCGAGUUUCCGCUUUGUCCAGAAGUGCUACGACCAGCAGGUGCCGCUCUGGUCUCAGGUCAGGCAGGAGCUCAUGGCCUGGGAUGGCGUCGCUCCCUUGCUGUGGCGUGAUCUCCGUGCCCAGUGGUCGUGUUCCGUCGGCUGCGUAGACGCCUCCCCUCGGGGGUUGGGCGCCUGCGAGGCUGAUUGGGAUGUCGGCGCUGUUCGGGAGGUUGGUCGUCAUAGCGAGCGGUGGCGCUAUGGCAGGGCUGAGCGCUUGCCUCCUCGUCGCCGGGCCCUUGCCGCUGAAUGCGCCGCCGACGGGGUCGCAGCCUGUGACCUGGGGAUCGUAGCGGCCCAGCUCGAUCCUGGCUGUCCUGCGGAGGACAGCCAGCCCGUCGGCCCGCCUGUGGAGCGCGACCUGCUCGCCUUUCCCGAGGUCUCAAAGAAAUACCUGGACAAGUCAUUGUGGCGUGUCACGGGACCUGUCAUUCUAAAGGAGGGCCUCUGCAAGACCCCGAAGUACAAGGUCGGCCUGGGCCCCGAAGAGUACGACCCCCCCAGGGGCCCCAUCAAGGUAGGCUACUUCGUGACCUAG
This is a messenger RNA of Prorocentrum cordatum, 2898 nucleotides long. Lineage: Eukaryota; Dinophyceae; Prorocentrales; Prorocentraceae. The record is from the annotation of a GenBank genome assembly.